Molecule: messenger RNA, 1968 nt
Organism: Microthlaspi erraticum
Lineage: Eukaryota; Viridiplantae; Streptophyta; Magnoliopsida; Brassicales; Brassicaceae
Source: the annotation of a GenBank genome assembly
AUGGGAAGAAAGAGGAAGAUGGCUGGCCCAACAUCGCCCACGCCGGUGGCGAGAAACCUUCGGAGUAACACACGGAUCGAGGAAUCAGGCGCAGUCACAGCCGUCUCGCAAGUGGAAAACCAAGGAGGACCUCAGAGACUAAACAUCUAUGCGAAAGCAAAUGUCAUCGGCCAAGUGGUUGCGGCGUUGCAAGGGCAUGAGGAGUUGGAACAUCUCCGGCAAACGCAGUUCGCCGGAUUGCUGGAUCUUCCGGUAGCACGAUCCUCCAAUUCCGCUAAACUUAUUCACGCUCUGCUUGCCUGGCAACUGGUGACUAGGAGAAGAUAUGAACUGUGGACAGUCUUCGGUCCGAACCCAAUUCGUUUCUCGCUCAGGGAAUUUAAACGAAUUACUGGGCUCUACUGCGGGAAAAUUCCGGAGGACCAUUUGGCGGAGAGGGAGACAAGUCCAGAAACAAGUUCAUCAAGUCAGUCUACUGAAGACGAUGAUGGGAAAAAGAAAAUAAUGUCAACUAUGUGGAGAGACUUGUUUGGGAGGAAGGAUGCGCAAGUAACUGUUGAUGAUGCCAUUGCCAUGCUAGAGGAUCCGAAUUUGGCUCAGUGGAAAAGGAUGCCCCUGGCUCUUAUAAUCCUGGUGGAAGGUGUUCUUAUAUGCCGUGACAAGCAUCUCGUAUUCACACCCUCAUACGUGGAUAUGCUAUGCGAUAUGGAGUACUUCCUCGAGUUUCCUUGGGGCAGAGAAUCUUUCUUGAAAAUGAUAGUUAGGUUUAUCGCCAGCGAAAAUGUUGAAAGAGUCGGCGAUGACUCGGCGGAGGGAGAUGUACUCGAAUUACGUCCUGCGGAUCCCCUAGGAGCGAUGAGACACCAGCUGAACCAGAAAACCAGCGUUUGUAAUGGUUUCCCAUUGGCUCUGCUGCUGCUGGCGUUGGAAGCCAUUCCGCUUCUUGCCCAAAAAAUGCCCGACCCAGGAAACCUGAAUACCUUUCUGACUGAUCCCAAACCCAAAAAGAAUACUAUUACAAUUCUUCAUCUGAAUACGAUUGUGGACAUGGAACGCGAUCCUAACAGGGACGGUUACAAGUUUAAGAAGUCUGAUUUCAAAGGCGGAGAUACAACCUUUGUUCCCAUCGUAAACACGAAGAAUAGAGAAGGAAAAAACGGACGGAAAAAGGCCGUAGCAAAGAAGGAGAAAGAAGGAGUGAAACCUUUGCGCAGAGGAGUGCCAAAGAGAAAGAGGGGCCGUGAUGGUAGGGAUAGAUCGAAGAGUGGUGAGGAAGCUAGGGAGGAAGUUCUUCCUCAGCAGGUGGUGUUGGAAAUUGUCGACGAGAUGAAGAGGUGGAUGUUAGGCCAUCUGAACCAAAUGAAGGAAAAUCUUUUGGUAGCUGUGGCUGAAGAGAGAGAGAAGGGGAAGGAGAAAGUUGAAGGCGGAAGCUCAACAGACGGGAAAGAAAAUGCAAGGGCCGGUGCGAAAGGAAAUAUUGGAAGACCUAGGGAACCUACUCCGGGUCAGGGUGAAAAAGCUGAAAACGAGGAAGCGUUGGGAGGACGCGGAAGCGGACCGUUGUACAAGAAACCUAGGGUGGUGGGAUGGGAAGGGGAUGAUUAUUUGAAUACAAGAUCAGAUGAGGCGGGAAAAGAGCAAACUGGAGUAGAUGAGGAGACGAGUACGUGGAAGUAUUACGGUGGAACUCUGGAUGUGUUGGCUGAGUUAGGCGUUGAUAAAGUAGACAAAUCUACGAAUGUAGGAGAAGAAUUGGGUGGUCGUGGGGAAGGAGGAACCGUUGUAGCUGACGGAGGAAAGACGAACCGUAAGGAGGACAAGCUGGUGGAUGUUGCGGACGAAGGAAAUGAAGACCUGUUGGUUGAACAGAAAGAAGACGAAGAAGUUACGGCGGGGGAGGAGAUGAUUGAAAAAGAGGAUGAUGAUUGCGAGGAAGGUGAUAAAGGCGGAAUUUCAGAGAGCGAAUGA